AUGUCGUCCUCUCAGUUUAAGCAGUUGGAGAAGCUAGGUAACGGUACGUAUGCGACUGUAUAUAAGGGUCUGAACAAGAGCACUGGUGUGUAUGUUGCGUUGAAGGAAGUGAAGCUGGACUCUGAAGAGGGUACGCCCUCGACUGCCAUCAGGGAGAUCUCAUUGAUGAAGGAGCUUAAGCACGACAACAUUGUGAGGCUGUAUGAUGUGAUACACACGGAGAACAAGCUUACGCUGGUGUUUGAGUACAUGGACAACGACCUGAAGAAGUACAUGGACUCGCGCACGGUUGGGAACGCUCCGCGGGGGCUGGAGAUGAACCUGGUGAAGUACUUCCAGUGGCAGCUGCUGGAGGGGCUGGCGUUCUGCCACGAGAACAAGAUCCUGCACAGGGACCUGAAGCCGCAGAACCUGCUGAUCACGAAGCGCGGGCAGCUGAAGCUGGGCGACUUCGGGCUGGCGCGUGCGUUCGGGAUCCCCGUGAACACAUUCUCGAGCGAGGUGGUCACGCUGUGGUACCGUGCGCCGGACGUGCUCAUGGGCUCGCGCACGUACUCCACGUCCAUCGACAUAUGGUCCUGCGGGUGCAUCCUCGCGGAGAUGAUCACCGGCAAGCCUCUGUUCCCCGGCACAAACGACGAGGAGCAGCUCAAGCUCAUCUUCGACAAGAUGGGGACCCCGAACGAGACCACCUGGCCCGGCGUCACCUCCCUGCCAAAGUACAACCCGAACUUCCAGCAGAGACUGCCCAAGGACCUGAAGGCCGAACUGCAACCGUACGUCAAGGAACCCCUCGACGACAACGUCAUCGACCUCCUCCACGGCCUCCUCCAGCUCAACCCAGACAUGCGCCUCAGCGCCAAGCAGGCCCUGCUCCACCCCUGGUUCUCCGAGUACUACGAGUCCUAA
Nakaseomyces glabratus is the source of this 909-nucleotide messenger RNA. It is a transcript of the gene PHO85, whose product is annotated as cyclin-dependent serine/threonine-protein kinase PHO85. The record is from RefSeq and is a predicted model, not a curated record. NCBI's taxonomy places the organism in Eukaryota, Fungi, Ascomycota, Saccharomycetes, Saccharomycetales, Saccharomycetaceae. Gene Ontology annotation, biological process: protein phosphorylation. Gene Ontology annotation, molecular function: cyclin-dependent protein serine/threonine kinase activity; ATP binding. Gene Ontology annotation, cellular component: cytoplasm; nucleus.